Molecule: messenger RNA, 1375 nt
Organism: Prunus mume (Japanese apricot)
Lineage: Eukaryota; Viridiplantae; Streptophyta; Magnoliopsida; Rosales; Rosaceae
Product: syntaxin-22-like
Biological process (GO): vesicle-mediated transport; intracellular protein transport; vesicle fusion
Cellular component (GO): SNARE complex; endomembrane system; membrane
Molecular function (GO): SNAP receptor activity; SNARE binding
Source: RefSeq, a predicted model, not a curated record
AUUAGUUUUAUUUGGGGAGGAAUAUGAAAUUCGAACUUAUUUAUUAGGAAAAAAAGAAAAAAGAAAAAAGAAAAAAACAGAGGCAGCAGCUCUACAGUCUACUCACUCUUCUGGACCCGCAUGAAGGUCGGCCCAAUUCUCUCCAGUAAGACUCAUCAGUUUCUUUAAACAAAUUUGGGAACGGCUACCGUACCAGACUUGCUUUACAGAUACAUACAGAGACGUGCUAGAUCCCAUCCCACUCCUUGUGGUCUAAUUCCAUUUACUAUUCCAUCAAUCUCAAAUAAGGUGUGAUGUUAUUAAGAAAUUAGGAAGAAGAAAAGAAAAAAAAAUGAGCUUUCAAGAUGUGCAGAAUAGCGGAGGAAGGGGAAAGAAGGCAUCAGCGUCUCCGUCGCAGGCGGUGGCUGCCGGAAUAUUCCAGAUCAACACUGCCGUUUCCACUUUCCGUCGACUGGUCGAUGCCAUCGGCACUGCCAAGGACACUCCCGACCACCGCCAAAAGCUGCACAACACAAGGCAACGCAUACUUGAGCUUGUCAAAGAUACGUCUGCCAAGCUCAAAGCCCUCAGCGAAUCUGAUCACCACAUCAAUGUCAAUCCCAGUAAGCAGAUAGAAGAUGCCAAGCUUGCAAGGGAUUUCCAAACAACAUUGCAAGAAUUCCAGAAAGUUCAGCAGCUCGCCUCUGAGCGCGAGUCUACUUACAUGCCUUCCUUGCCAUUGGCAGCAGCAACCUCUGCGGCCUCUGCCUCUGAGGAACAUUUGGAACCUACCAGCACCAGGGAUCAGCACCGCCAACCUUUCCUUCAGGAGCAAAAGAGGCAGGAAGUACUUUUGCUUGACAAUGAGAUUUCUUUCAAUGAGGCCAUAAUUGAGGAGAGGGAACACGGUAUUAGAGAGAUAGAAGAACAAAUCGGACAAGCUAACGAAAUUUUCAAGGACCUUGCAGUUCUCGUUCAUGAGCAGGGUGUAGUCAUUGAUGACAUUCACUCUAACAUUGACAACUCUUCUGCUGCAACAACCCAAGCUAGAGUUCAACUAGCUAAGGCCUCCAAAGGAGUUAAAUCCAGAUCAUCAUGGUGUUGGUGGGUGGUGGCGGUUUGUGUGGUGGUGGUCGUAGUCAUCCUCAUCGUCCUUAUCAUAUAAUGUGCAAGUACAUAUAUACAGUCACGAUGUGCCUCUGCAUGAGAAAGUUUGUGUGAUGGAUUCUUUGUUUAUUGAAGUCCUCCAGCUUUUAGUUGAGAUUUACAUGUAUUAGAGUGGAAUACCUCUUUGUUUGCUUGUCUUUUGUCUUAAGGCUGAUUUUGGUUGUUUUUGUAUUAUGGUUGUUGGGCUUUGCUUCUGUAAUUCAUUCGCUUUUAAGAGCGGGUUCUCUCU